Molecule: messenger RNA, 2855 nt
Organism: Rhineura floridana
Lineage: Eukaryota; Metazoa; Chordata; Lepidosauria; Squamata; Rhineuridae
Gene: MAP2K1
Product: mitogen-activated protein kinase kinase 1
Exons: 11
Coding region: 586-1773 (395 amino acids)
Biological process (GO): protein phosphorylation
Molecular function (GO): ATP binding; protein kinase activity
Source: RefSeq, a predicted model, not a curated record
CCUUGCAAAGCAAUUGGAAAGCAUGCGCUUUAGCACCGAGCUGCUCCCGUCCUUCGCCGCAGGCCGUUCGCGACCUCUCCUCGCCUCAAUUUCCCACGCAUUCCGGGCAAAGGAAGGGCAAGAGGCUUGGCUUGGGGCUUCACGCCUCCAGUGCACAUGUGCACGGCUCGGGGCACAUGCGCCCUGCGCAGAGCCGGAGCCCGUCUUGGCACAUGCAUGCUCGCCCAAGGAGGAUCCCCUCCCCUCCUCUGCCCUCCCCUCCCUCGUAGCCCGCGCGCUCCUCUCCCGCGCCUAGUUCUUUAAAGCAGCGCAGCAGGAGCAGGAGGCGCCGCCCGGAAGGCAGCGGAGCCGAGGCAGGCAGCUGCAAGAGCCGCGGAAGGGGAGAGGGAGCCGGCGCCGGCGCCUGCUUUGCCACGGGGUCCGGGCCGGUGGGGUUAAGAGCCGCGGGAGAGGAGCGCGCCGGCCCCUCCGUCCUGCGCUUCUGCAGCCCGGGGCUCGAGGACGUGCCAAGCGGGGCUCUUGCAAGCUGCCUGCUCUCGCCUUUCCCUGGCAGCCUUUUGCAGCUCCCCGGCUCGGAGAGAGACCAUGCCGAAAAAGAAGCCUAUGCCGAUCCAGCUGAACCCGGCGCCCGACGGCUCCGCCAUCAAUGGGACCACCUCGGCCGAGACAAAUUUGGAAGCCCUGCAGAAAAAAUUGGAAGAGUUAGAACUUGACGAGCAGCAGCGGAAACGCCUCGAGGCCUUCCUCACCCAGAAACAAAAAGUUGGUGAGCUGAAGGAUGACGACUUUGAGAAAAUCAGUGAGCUAGGUGCAGGAAAUGGUGGCGUGGUCUUCAAAGUCUCGCACAAGCCCUCUGGUCUCAUUAUGGCGAGGAAGUUAAUUCACCUGGAGAUCAAGCCUGCAAUUCGGAACCAGAUCAUCCGUGAGCUACAAGUCUUGCAUGAAUGUAAUUCUCCCUAUAUAGUGGGCUUUUAUGGAGCAUUUUACAGUGAUGGUGAGAUCAGCAUUUGCAUGGAGCACAUGGAUGGUGGCUCCUUGGAUCAAGUCCUGAAAAAGGCUGGCAAAAUCCCUGAACAGAUUCUAGGCAAAGUUAGCAUUGCUGUCAUAAAAGGCCUGACGUACCUGAGAGAGAAGCAUAAGAUAAUGCACAGAGAUGUUAAACCAUCCAACAUUUUGGUAAACUCUAGAGGGGAGAUCAAGCUUUGUGAUUUUGGUGUCAGUGGACAACUGAUAGAUUCAAUGGCUAACUCCUUUGUGGGCACAAGGUCCUACAUGUCCCCAGAAAGACUUCAAGGGACUCACUAUUCGGUGCAGUCGGACAUCUGGAGCAUGGGGCUGUCCCUAGUCGAGAUGGCCAUUGGCAGGUAUCCAAUUCCGCCACCGGAUUCGAAGGAGUUGGAGCUCAUGUUUGGCUGCCCCGUCGGGGGCGACUCGCCCAUCUCUGAGACCUCCCCCAGGCAAAGAACUCCAGGCCGGCCAAUGAGUGCUUACGGUUCGGACAGCAGAGCCCCAAUGGCCAUAUUUGAACUCUUAGACUAUAUUGUCAAUGAGCCACCUCCAAAGCUGCACAGCGGAGUCUUCAGUCCAGAAUUCCAGGACUUUGUGAACAAAUGCUUGGUCAAGAAUCCGGCGGAGAGGGCAGAUCUCAAGCAGCUUAUGGUCCACACAUUCAUUAAGAGAUCAGAAGCAGAGGAAGUGGAUUUUGCAGGGUGGCUGUGUUCAACCAUAGGCCUUAACCAGCCUAGCACCCCGACCCACGUGGGAGGAGUCUGAAUAUUGAACUACCAGAGCAAAGGAUAUGCCAAGCACUCCUGAUCCUCCUCCUCCUCCUGUGCCAUCUUCAUUCCAAGUGGAACUUGACCAGGAGUCGUCGUAACACCACCCCCGCAAGACCCACUGAAACAAACUGGAAUGGCGCCUGGUGGAAGCCACCUCCUGUUCCAUCUGUUUAAAGCAAUGCUGUUUUGGUCCCGUUUCUCAAAGCUUCUGUCUAUUGAAAAUGUGCAUUUUUCCCCACCGCCACCACCACCUCCCCUUUAAGCAAAAAAGAUCUCCCUACUUCUAGCAUGCGCCAAUUUCUUUUUUCCCAUGUCUCUUCUUUUCCUCUUUGGGGUUCUAAAUUAACAGCUGUUGUGUUUGAUUACUUAUUUGUUAACUGACCAAACGUGAUGCUUUUCAAGUGAUAGCGAUUUGGCAAAUUUGGACUGGAUGUUGGAUCUCCUUUUGCAAGUGGGAAAUGCUGCUGGAGCUGCUUCCUUCUCACCUCUGCUAGGUUGUUUUUGACCGUGAGCCUUUUUGUAACUUUGGUGGUACCUUUUUCCAAGUCUUGCUUAGCCAGUGUUGCAGGCAGAACAGUUACAGACGCCCUGAAUCAAGCCUCUCCAAAGCAUGUAUUUGCUGCUGCUGAUCUGAGAUUGGAGUUACGAAUAAUGGUUCUGAUCUUUCUGUUUGUAUAACAGACUCUUGGUAAAUGUGUGCAGGGCCCUGAGCCAUAAACUGCCACACACACCCCAUUCCUCGCUGCCGCCCAGGUCAACAUACAGAAAUCUGUUGACACCUUCUAUUUAUUUUUAAGAGUCUUGUUGGAUAUGUCUGGGAUCGCUUAGUGAGGUACACCUGCCCCUUCCAGUUAAUUUGGUAUUUGUAUUUUGAGAACAGGUGAAAAGAGAACUAUCCCUCAGACAGAAUCAACGGCUUUUUAAUUAAAAAAAAAAAAUACAUCAGAACUGUUUUCCCUUCUAGGUCAACUGAUGUUUGAUAUGACAAAUUGUGCAUACUUGGUGUCUGAAAAUUCUUUUAAUUGUUUUAUUCUUUCAGAUGUUUCAUCUUACACUAAUAAAUAUGUCAUGAAGUUA